UUCCCCCACAAGUGCAGUAGUGCUGGCAGUCCACAAACCUAUUUAACACGUGGUAACUUCCAUUACUAUCAUUAUGGUUGCGAUGGUCAACAGGACCAGGGAUGGGGUUGUGCCUAUCGUAUACAAUCUAUGAUAUCUUGGAUACUGCAUAAGUGUAGUAGUUAUAAUUUGCUUAGUGUUCCCAGUUUGCGCGAGAUUCCAGAGACCUUGGUACGACUUGAAGAUAACCUAGAGUUUGUUGGUUCUCGCGAUUGGAUUGGUGCUUUGGAGGUGUUUUAUGUUGUUGAUUCUCUGUAUGAUGUUCCAUGUAAAAUUAUUCAUAUUACACGUAGUGAAGAGUUAUCCGACUAUGUGGAUACUUUGAUUUCGUAUUUUAAUGAUUACGGCGGGCGGUUUUGUUAUGAUGGGUGGUGAUAUGGAAUGCCUGCAUCGAAGGGUAUAGCGGGUGUACAUACUAAUGGAAGGGAUACAUAUCUAUUAGUAGUGGAUCCCCAUUACUCUGGUGUGCCAGCAUCCAUACACGAUCUAAUCAAAGAUGGCUAUAUACGUUGGCAAAAUGUUAAAGAAUUUGUGGAUAGUUCCUUUUAUAAUCUCUGUUUACCAUACCUUAAAUAAGAUAUGAUAUAUUCACACUAAUGUAAACAUAUAAUAUUAAGAUUUUAAAAAGAAAUCUAAUCAAAUAAAGCAUAAACAAUUAAAGGAACUGUUAACAAAUUCUUACUAAACAAAAGCUAUAGAAAUACUUAUUAAGAAUAUAAACCCUAAACUACCCUAAGCAAA
Lucilia sericata (common green bottle fly) is the source of this 780-nucleotide messenger RNA. It is a transcript of the gene Ufsp1, whose product is annotated as probable Ufm1-specific protease 1. The record is from RefSeq and is a predicted model, not a curated record. NCBI's taxonomy places the organism in Eukaryota, Metazoa, Arthropoda, Insecta, Diptera, Calliphoridae.